Malania oleifera is the source of this 2020-nucleotide messenger RNA. RefSeq names its product RNA pseudouridine synthase 5. Gene Ontology annotation, biological process: pseudouridine synthesis. The record is from RefSeq and is a predicted model, not a curated record. The transcript is spliced from 14 exons. Bases 347 to 1477 code for a protein of 376 amino acids. Gene Ontology annotation, molecular function: pseudouridine synthase activity; RNA binding. Lineage: Eukaryota; Viridiplantae; Streptophyta; Magnoliopsida; Santalales; Ximeniaceae.
AUCAUGACUUAUAAUCAUAGAGAUUGAAUUUGGAUUUUAGCUUAACAUUUCUAUUCUAAAGUUGCAUUUGAUUCAUAUAAUAUUAAUUUUUAAUAAAAUAAUUAUAAAAUAUUCAUAUAAUUCAGUAAAUUGUAUCCUUAAAGAUAAUUUAUUUAUCUAAAUCUUUUUCACCUAUUUUCUUUUCUUUCUCCUUUAUCCGCAAACAAAAUCUUUGAUGUGAACUUAUAAUUCUUCUUGAAAACACGAGUUCAGCUUUGAUCUAAUUCUGCGAGUCGACUGGAAAACAACUGAAGCCUGAACGGACUCCGGUACGGCCGUCCGAUCCCGGCACUAUUCAACUUGGGUGAUGGCGGACGCUUCCGUGGAGCAAAGUCAAUCUCUGUCACCUUCGCCCACGUUCGGCUUUCCCUGGCCUGAUCUCAACGACGGCUUAUCCUACCGUGACCUCGUUUCACACUCUGAUUCUGGAUUGACAGUGAUCGAGUUCUACUCCAGCAAAUACAAAAAUUCAGCUCCAUUGCAAGGUUGGUUGCAGAGAAUCCAAAAUGGCCAGAUUAGAAUUGAUGGUGGAGUGGUUACAGACCCAAACACCAUUGUCAGAGCUGGGUAUGAGCUAGUCUAUCUUCGCCUACCAUGGAAAGAGCCUGAAGCACCAUACUCGUUACAAGUUUUAUUUGAGGAUGACGAUAUGAUUGCUUUAAAUAAGCCUUCAGGUUUACAAGUUUUACCUGGAGGACUUUACCAGCAGCGAACUGUUCUGACUCAGCUAAAAUGGAGGGCAUGCAAGCAUAUCUCUUUGGCUGCGUAUCAGGAACCGCAUCCUGUUCCUGUUCAUCGGCUAGGAAGGGGCACGUCAGGAAUAUUACUUUGUGCAAAAACAAAGCUAGCCAAGAAUCGUCUUGCUUCAUAUUUUGCUGAUCGGACAUCAUUGAUAGGAGGCAACAGAAGUUCUAAUGCAAAGCUCAAUACAACAACAGAAGUUUCAAAGAUAUAUCGGGCCUUAGUAACUGGGAUAAUCACUGAGGAUGAGCUUGUCAUCAAGCAGCCAAUUGGACUGGUGCAGUAUCCUGGUGUCGCAAAAGGGUUAUUUGUUGCUUCUCCUUCAGGCAAACCAGCUUUGAGCAGAGUUGAUGUUCUUGAGAGAGAUGUACAAAAGAACAGCACAUUGGUCCAGGUUGAGAUCCAGUCAGGACGUCCACAUCAAAUUCGCAUUCAUCUUUCUUUCAUAGGGCAUCCACUCUUAGGUGAUCCUUUAUAUGUUACCGGUGGGCAACCCAAGUGCUGUGAUUCUGAAUUUGUAGAUGAAAGUUUUGCGCAAGACGGAGGUUACCAGAGGCCUACAAAGCCGGUUCCUGGAGACUGCGGGUACUACUUGCAUGCACAUCAAUUGAUUAUUUCCCAUCCAACCACAAAUAAGGUAAUUAAAGUGACUGCGCCUCUUCCAUCUGUUCUCCGAACUCAGUAUGAGACCGAAUAAAACAACCUAGAAUAGAAGCAGCACUACUUGGACACCGCGGACAGGUUACAUUCAAGUUGCUGCAGAACAAUACAAGUGCUUAAAUGGCAAAAGCUUGCCUCCAAAUUAAUCCGUUGUAUUAGUUGUUAUGAAAAAGCAUAGGGCCCCUUUGUUUUUCCACCUAGGAUCCAUCUAUUUCAUUAUUGGAGACGAGAUCAUUUCAAGACUGAAACUCUUAAGUUAUUUGGUAGAAUAGAAUAAUUCUUUUUUCCUAUAACAGUUGUCAUAAAGCUAGGUUUUUGCUUGUUUUUAGAAUUUUCUUGAAUAAAUGACUGGGGAACUGCUGCUUCUUCUUGAAGGAUUUCUGUGAGAGAGAGUUAUCAAAAGCAAGCAAAGCAUCUGGGCAAAAUGUCCAAGCUGGUUGUAUGUAGCUACUCGUCCAUAGCCUUCUUUUAAAUAAAACUGUAAUAAGCGGAUGCACUUGGAGGGCGACAGCGUCUUCUGGAAUGACAAUGACUUUUUUGAGAAUUUAUUAUUAGAAAUUUGACGUUUAUUUCAUAAAAA